CUGAAAUUUAAAAUAAAUUGGCAUCAAUUCCGAUCACGACAGCAAGCGUUUAACACAUAGUUUAGUCGCGCACAAAAAUCUCUGAUUCGAGUUCGUAUGGAAUUAACGCCGUAGUGUAUAUUAUUUUUGAUAAUAAUAUUAAAGUGAUAUUGUAAUAACUUGAUAUGAUUAAUCAUAAAUUAUAUUAAAUUAAAAUAUGACUAAAUAGGAAUAUAAUAGUUUGUGUAGAUGUGUGUGUGACUUAGGAUACCUUAAGCAGCGACAGCAACAACAACAACAGCACAUUAUCAUAAACGAAACAAGCCGAAAAUAGAGCGUGCGUUUUGAAAAAUAUAAAUAAAAAUUAUAACCAACCAAAUAUUAAAUAAAUUUAUAAACUAUGGCAAACUUUGAGAUAUAUCACGACGGAAAAGAAAAUCCACAAGGUCCAUUUAAAGAAAAGGGAGCAACUGGUCUUGGACUUGGUAAAAGCAAUGUAAAUUUACGCAUUGGUGGCGGCACUAAAGUUGCUUUUCGUGAUGUUGGUAAUGUAAAGCAGAAGGAUGAAGCUGAUGCCGGUAAAAAGCAUAACUUUGUACCUGUGGUUGAUCAAUUUAAGAACUUUACGGUCUUCGAAGAUCCAAAAGAUAUAGAGCAACCAAAGCAAAUACGUUCCAAUGUCAACGUUAAGCAACAAGCUAAUGUUGGUGGUAUUGUUGUUGAUAAGGAAAAUAUUCGCCAUGAGAAAGCUGUGCCAGGAAAAAUUGCCGCUGCUAUUCACAAGGAAUUUGGUGCUGGAGAUGAAUAUGAUUAUGUUUUGAAUACAACACCAAUGUCCGUAUCCGAAGUUUUGUCUCCAAUGUCGGUUGAUAAUUCUAUGAUUCUUCAAAAUAGUAUCGACGAUAACAAUUCAAAGGAAAUUGUUAAUCAAUCAAAGCAAAAGCUACGUAAUGAUCGCGAACGUUUCUAUGACAUUCCGGAGUACCAAUUGGAUAUCCUGGAAUAUUUUCGUGAAAGUGAGCUUAAACAUCGUGCUAAGCCGCACUACAUGAAGCGUCAAACCGAUAUCAAUCAUUCAAUGCGCACAAUUUUAGUUGAUUGGCUUGUGGAGGUCUCUGAAGAGUACAAUUUGGACACUGAGACAUUGUACUUAUCUGUUUCGUACAUAGAUAGAUUUCUGUCGCAAAUGUCAGUUGUACGCAGCAAAUUGCAAUUGGUUGGCACUGCUGCUAUGUACAUCGCUGCAAAAUAUGAGGAAAUUUAUCCUCCGGAUGUUUCUGAAUUUGUAUUUAUAACCGAUGACACUUAUAACAAGGCUCAAGUUCUAAGAAUGGAACAAAUUAUUUUAAAGAUCCUAGCUUUCGACUUGUGCACCCCUACUACUAACGUGUAUUUGAACACCUACUUUGUGCUAAAUGAGACUACAGAACAGGUUAAUAUGCUAGCAAAGUAUAUUUGUGAAUUAUCACUUUUGGAAGCUGAUCCUUACUUGAAGUAUUACCCUUCUCAAGUAUCUGCGGCAUCGUUGGGCUUGGCAAGAUAUAUUUUAGACUACCCUAUGUGGUCUAGUGAAUUAGAAGUUGUGACAAAAUAUAGCUUAGUUGAUUUGAAAGAAAUUAUAUUGAAUUUGUGUAAAUCUCACAAAGCUGCUGCAACUUUAUCACAACAAGCUAUACAAGAAAAAUACAAGUCUGCCAAGUAUAAGCAAGUUUCUACUAUAGCACCUGUUGAAUUGUCAGAAGAGGAUUUUGAUACAAUUGUUAAGACUUAUUAUGCAUCCGAUUUAGAUGAUACCAGUAUGGAAGAGGAAACAACUGGCAAUCCUGUUUUAGCUGAUAGUGCAAAUAUUCGUAAAAUGAUUUCAUCGCUGAUGUAUAAGUAAAAGUACAGAGACACUCAAUGAAAAAUACAACACUUAGUCUAAAAAUAUUUUUUGUUUAUAUAUAAUUAUAUUUUUAAUUUGUUUAAAUUAAUUUAAAAUGUAACUUUAAUGCAGUUACAUAUACAUACAAACAGGAUAGUACGUCAAUCCAAUUCGAUAACUGAAUUUGUUGAAUUUUUAAUACGCUUUUUUAUUCUAUUUAUUUUACUCCUUGUUUAUAUUUUGUGUAAAUGUUUAUAUCUUUGUCAGUCUCCGUAACCAUAAAAAUUACAAGAAUUUUUCACAUUUUUAAAAAUAUUUUACUCAAAUUUACUAUUUAAGAACAGCAAUUUAAGAAGUAAUAUCUGUGAAAAAAAACAAACAUAUUUGACAAAACUUAAUAACCAUUAACAAAAUAUA
Messenger RNA from Teleopsis dalmanni, 2260 nucleotides. RefSeq names its product G2/mitotic-specific cyclin-A. The transcript is spliced from 8 exons. Gene Ontology annotation, biological process: regulation of cyclin-dependent protein serine/threonine kinase activity; mitotic cell cycle phase transition. The record is from RefSeq and is a predicted model, not a curated record. Gene Ontology annotation, molecular function: cyclin-dependent protein serine/threonine kinase regulator activity. Lineage: Eukaryota; Metazoa; Arthropoda; Insecta; Diptera; Diopsidae. Gene Ontology annotation, cellular component: cytoplasm; cyclin A2-CDK2 complex; nucleus. The coding region runs from base 380 to 1861 and encodes 493 amino acids.